AUGUGCGAGCCGUUGAGUGUUGGAGUUCAUGUGUGCUGUCGUGCGAAUGUGGGACCAGAGACGAAUGUGCUGGUGAUGGGAGCCGGGCCCAUUGGGCUUGUGACGAUGCUUGCGGCUCGGGCUUUUGGGUCACAGAGGAUAGUGAUUGUGGAUGUCGAUGAUCAGCGUCUGUCCAUUGCUAAACAACACCUUCACAAUAUUGCCGCCGACCUCGUUUACAUCGCCCUCCAGCAAGAGAAUCUCGAGACCAGAUGCUCCAAUUCAAGCGAGGAACUUGCGGAGAUUUUUAAGUUAAUUGGCGGAGUGGUGGUUGUCGCGGUGGCAUCUCGCCGGAAUCUUAGCGUCGGGCGGCGGAGCUGCAAUGGAGGGAAGGAAAUGUGGACGGUGACUAUCUCAGGCUACGGUCGGCGGGCUGUGGCUGUUCGGUUGUGUACGGCGGCAGAGCAGGUUGCUGAUGGUGGCUUGGCUUGUGACAGCGGUGGAGCAGGUUGUUGA
This is a messenger RNA of Striga hermonthica, 495 nucleotides long. Lineage: Eukaryota; Viridiplantae; Streptophyta; Magnoliopsida; Lamiales; Orobanchaceae. The record is from the annotation of a GenBank genome assembly.